AUGUUGAUCUCUGGCGCCAUUCGUUUUAGAGAAGCACCAGAUGGGUACUAUGUUCCUCCUCACAUCCAGGGUCUGAACGUUAGCACUGCCACCAAGUAUGCUACUAUUGCCAGCGCCUUCGGCGUCAGUGCUGGUGUCUUCGCCCUCUUCUUCUUCGGCGAGGUCCCCCGUGUGCGCAACGAUCUGCUGCGCAAGGUCCCCUUCCUUGAUGAGUACUAUGACCGGAGCAUCCCUGCUGAGGACAACCCGUUCUAA
Molecule: messenger RNA, 255 nt
Organism: Aspergillus clavatus NRRL 1
Lineage: Eukaryota; Fungi; Ascomycota; Eurotiomycetes; Eurotiales; Aspergillaceae
Product: cytochrome b-c1 complex subunit 10
Exons: 4
Coding region: 1-255 (84 amino acids)
Biological process (GO): mitochondrial electron transport, ubiquinol to cytochrome c
Source: RefSeq, a predicted model, not a curated record